ACUACCAACCAUCAACCAUCAACCAAGCCACGAAGGACGGUCCUCGCAGGUCCUCACGCAAUUGCCCAUCGCCCGACUAUUCAUAUUGUUCCCUUUAUUCAAUUCCUUUCGUCGAUUCAUUCACGCCUCUGUGCAAAACACGCUGUUGUUCUGGAGACCUGUUCUUAACGACGGGUCAAAUAUCACAUGUAUCCAGCCACCGAGGACAAUAUCACCAGCGAUCCCAGCUUUUCCUGACUCCAUCUGACUCGAUCCCACCUUCUAAUGAAUCAUGGACGGCUCCAAUCCGACAUCUGGCUUCGACAACCACGUCUGGAAUCAACUUCAACAAAUGUCUCACCAAUCCUCGCACCGAGGACGAGGUGGACGAGGUAACUGGGGCGGCCGAGGCCGAGGCAGGAAUCACCGUGGAUAUCCAUCCUCUCAUGGAAGUCAGACCUCCAUCAGCAAUCAGUCAUCGGUCCAGCAGCCACCCAAUACCGAAGACUUUCCACCACUCGGAAGCGCAUUGCCACUUCCGCCACGGAAUGCUCCUGCUCCUCAUUAUCAACAACACCAAGCGCCGGCCCAACCAUUUGACCAUAUUCGUCAUGGCACCCCAAGGGAGUAUCAGGAGCGCGCGAGAGGUAAUUACCGGGGACAUGAAGGGCGCUUCGGUCAUCAACCACACGUCCAACCGACACCACAGCCGGUCGCCAUGCCCCAGUAUCCUACUUAUGGACGACCACCACCCCGUAAUACUUAUCUGUACCAUCCAAAUGCCGAAUUGCACUAUGGUACCGCUGAGCAACAACGAAAUAUGAGACAUGUGAUGAUGAGGCAAUCCGACUAUCUCAAUGCUGUUGGCCGGAGAGCCAACGAAGCGCAUCGACUCACCCGCGAAGAGUCAUUGACCAAGGAAAACUUCCGUCAAGACUUAGAAAAUGUUGCAAAAGAGGCUCUUAGUGCGAAAUAUCCCGAGCUUGAUGUGGAACAAGUCAAAUUGAAGUGCUAUGGUAGCCUUGCCAACGGCUUUGCUUUGGCAAAUUGUGAUAUGGAUCUUCUUCUUUCCUUGCCGAGCCAUCAAGAGACCGUGAAAAAGACGAAGUCCUCAGAGGACCAGGCUGAAGCCGCCGAGGACCCAGAUUCAGAUGAGGACGAGGAACGCACCUUUAAUGUCGAGGUUCGCCGUGUCUUGGAAAAGGCCUUCCUUGACAAGGCAUAUGGAGCACGCCUUCUCACCAAUACUCGUGUUCCAAUUCUGCGGAUCUGCGAGCGUCCGUCCCCCGAGCUGCUGCACAAUCUCCGAGACCACCGUGCCGCGUGGGAAAAGUCAUUGUUCCAGUCUGUAGACGAGGCAUCAACUGCGCCAUGUUCGAAUGACAACCCCAGUCAAGUGGUCGCUAAAUCAAAUGGUCAAACGCACGAAGAUGCAAACUCCCGUGGAAUGGACGCGCCCGACCAGGCGAAUGUGGAAUCCGCCAAAGGACUACCCUCUACCGACCUGGAGACAAUAGACCAGUCAAGUGCUCGACAGCUGGAUAAACAAGCCCUUGGAGGCGCGCUGGCGAUCGACUCUUUCGGUCUCCAAGAUACUGACGAACCAACCUCUACAGUUAUGGAGGAAGUUGAUCAGGCCAUGGCUGAUCUGACAGUGAAAGAUUUAUUCACUCCCAACCCAGCCACACGUGGCAAUCCAAAUCUAGACUUCGUGGGAGACUGCGGUAUCCAAUGCGACAUCAACUUCACCAACUUUGUUGCCCUGCACAAUUCGGCCUUGCUUCGACUAUACCAAGGCUUCGAUCCUCGCGUGGGAGAAGUGGGUACUUUCGUCAAGAUCUGGGCUAAAGCGAGAGACAUCAACACUCCGUACCGUGGCACACUGUCUAGCUACGGCUACAUAAUGAUGGUGCUCCAUUUCUUGAUGAACAUUGCUUCGCCACCAGUCAUUCCGAAUUUGCAGUACCUAGCGAAGAUCGAGGAUGGUUGGCAUCCAGACAGGGAGAUCCCGCUAUUCGACGGAUUCGACAUCAGAUUUGUCAGUCGGCCUGCGGAGAUCCAGGAGUUGCAAAAAGACAUGGCCAGAAACAAGAACAAAGAGACUACGGCCCAGCUCCUCCGAGGCUUCUUCCGUUAUUACGCGACGCGUGAGGGCUUUUUCUGGACUCGCGACGCCAUCUCUAUCCGACAAAAAGGAGGCAUCGUGCCCAAAGCCGAAAAGGGCUGGACUGAGGCAAAGUGGGCCGAAUCGAAGAACAAAAACGUUCGACUGCGGUAUCUGCUUGCCAUCGAGGAUCCCUUUGAGGUUGAGCAUAAUGUUGCACGAACAGUUGGCCAUCAUGGUCUUGUUUCGAUUAGAGACGAGUUCCGUCGAGCAUGGUCCCUGGUCGAGAGAGUCGGUGCCGGUGAGCAGAUUCCAGUGGAAGCAUUCCUCGAGCCUGUCAUCGAUCGCAUCGACACCUUGAGAAAAGACCAAGACUUCCAUAGGCAGAAGCAACUGCAGAUGAAGCGGGAACUCGAGGCCAAGGAGAAGUUGUUAGUUCAGAAAAAGGACGAUGAGGAUUCAGAAUCUCACACUGAUGGUACGUUGGGGAAUUCUAUUCAGGGGAGAGCCCAAGCCCUUUCCUCUCUAAACAGCCAACACCUAAAUUCGAAUCCGAAACUGACCUCCGCGCACUCGCAUCAGGGCAAGAACAAGUACAAGAACAAUCGGCAGCCGUCGGAGAGCUGGAGACGCAGGAAGGUCUCAGCCGACAGUGACUGCGAGGAUGAACCCGACAAUAAUCGACCAGAGGACAAAAUCGACCACUCAGCAGAAGACCCAAAUCCUUCGGCUGAUGCCGACUCAGACAAGCCAGAGUCCAAAGGGAAGAAUAAGCCCGAUGCGUACUUGUGCUCGAGGACGGAUGUACUGCUGGCCAAUGGUCGCGAUCAGUGGGGAAAUCCGGUACCGUGGGAUAUCGACACUCAGGAAGGACGAUGGCUGCAUUGGAGGGACAAAAAAAUCAAGAAGGGUACUAUUCGCGAAUUUUCCAACCCGACUCUGCGCGAAUUAGACGAACAGUGCCCAUUCGAUGCUGAGCGACCGACGCCAUACUCGAGUAAACCAUACAAUUCUCAUGUCGAAAGAGCGAAAGCUGACAGACCACCCUGGCCUGCGAAUCGCGAUGACGAUCACUCAUCUCACUCCGCUGUCAAGGCCGACGAUGGUGUCAUCAAGAGUACACCGUCCAUUCCACAAUCAAGUGAGCGAGGCGAGCAGACUGUCACUGACGCAAACCCAAAUCAAGGGCAUCCUCUUGGGGUACCGCAUAGUCGACAAGAUGACGUUGUAGGCAAAGUGAUACCGUGGGACAAAACCACUCGCGGUGGUCAAUGGCUCCAAUUUCGCGAUCGCUGCGUUCGUAAAGGAGAUUGGAAGUAUCAUCAGCAUUCUCGCUUCACGCAGUUGAGCAAUGAGUUCCCUUACGAUGAUCUCAUGACGUGGGCGGAACUGGAAGAAAAGAACAAGGUGUUGCGCAAAUACUACUGCCACUCCGUCUACCGCAACGAAGUACCUGAGAACUCCGUGUCGGGUGCGACGGAGAAGCCUACCGCAACUCAGACCAAUCACGUAUCUUUAGUCACUCCUGAUUCGGCAACAGCACAAUCUCAGGGUAUCGAUCACAAUGUGGAUUUGGUACCGGACAGCAAAACUAGCAGCCCCGAUCAGGAAGCUCUUCGAGCCAGGCGACUGGCCUUUUUUGCAAAGCAGUUCACAGGCUCCGAGAGUGACGCUGGGUCAAACGCCAAUACUCUAUUCUCUGGACAUGCAGCUCACAGUGCCUCGAAUGAGGUGGAAAAAGAAUCUAUCGCGCCUGCUUAUGGUUGUCCCAUUGCUGUCCAACCAACCUCACGGGAAAGCGGCUUCGCGGACAGCACUCAAUGGAAUGGGGCCGUCACGGCUGUUAAGCUUGAAGAAGUGGUAGACGACGAUUCCAAGUCGUUCCACUCUGCCAAUGGUCUUCAAGAGGACGAUUUUACAGAAGAUCAAGGUUCUCGCGAUGAGACACCUGACCUACAAGUUCCUGGGACCCUGUAUCCGGACAUGGACCGGAGCCAGCGACCAAGAGACGAUGAUCCUGACAUUAUGCCUAUUCCGCGCACAUACGGCUUUCAAUUCGACCCGCGGCAACUGCAGGAUCUUGCCAUCAUUGCUAAAGGAGGCAAUGGGUGUGCCAGAGAAGGAGCACAGUUCAACAUCGAAGACGAAUAUGAAUGGGGUGGCGGAGGUGCGAUGGGAUGGCGGACGAGUACAGGGCCUCAAUGUGUUCGCAUCAGUAGCGGUACACCAUAUCUGCCUGGGCAAGGUGACGAGGAAGGACUGCUCAAUGAGUUGCCAGGGGACCUCGACUGAAUGCAGCUGACCUGGAAUGUGGGUUCUCUGAGGGCUGCUGUUGUUUUGCGUGUGCUGGAUAGACUCCAAGGAUCGUAUUAUUCUGCAUUGUCGACAGCUGGCUCUUUUUUGUCCACGACGCUUUCGACAGGCCCAUUUCCUGGACACCCGCAGACUUUGCGUCUAGAUACCUUAGACAGUAUCCUCGCUCACUCACAGUCAGAAGUGAUGACGAGCAAAAUGCAUCCUUAGCAC
Molecule: messenger RNA, 4609 nt
Organism: Exophiala xenobiotica
Lineage: Eukaryota; Fungi; Ascomycota; Eurotiomycetes; Chaetothyriales; Herpotrichiellaceae
Exons: 1
Coding region: 272-4375 (1367 amino acids)
Biological process (GO): RNA 3'-end processing
Molecular function (GO): RNA uridylyltransferase activity
Source: RefSeq, a predicted model, not a curated record